AUUGAUAGCUCCAACCAGUUGAACGUCAAGUUGAGUAAUAUCUCCCUGACCAGACAACUUACCAUUGAUUAUGAAUCGACAUGUGACGAGUUUGUCCACCUUUCGCCAGAGGCCAUUCGCAAUAUGACAUACGACACCAGUUCAGAGAUUUACAGUGUUGGUAUCAUGUUAUGGGAGAUGUGGUACGGCAAGGAGGCGUUCUCCGAAAUGAGGGGCAAGAGCCUGAAAGUGUUUCUGACCACUGUAGAGGAAGGUUAUCGUCCUCAGCUUCAGCAGUUGAAUACUCAAGUUGCAUUCAAGUUGUCCCAACUGGUAGAAGAGUGCUGGUCAAAGGAUGCCACCAAAAGGAGAACGCUUGAAUAUUGCACUUCUGUUAUUAGGGAUAUUUUGUCCAGUUAGUUUGGAAAUGUAGGUAACUUUUCAUGUCGUGCCAAAGAUUUCCCACGUCUAAGUAAGCACGUAACGAUGAUAAAAUGUAACCUCGGAAAGGUAUCCUCUGGAAACAACUGCUUUAUUCAUUUUCUUUUAGUACGAGUACGUAAUUAUAGGAAAAGCACACUGCGAUAGUAUAACACUUAAUUGUUGCGAAACGCGUCUGAAGGGACGCGACAUAAGUUAAUAGUGAGACGGCAGAAAGAAGAGAACGGCAAAACGCUUGUGUGUGACAGUCGUGACAGGGCUAUUAAUUCCGUGGUUAUGUCAUGAUCCUCACUUAACAUUAAUGUUUUCUGGUCUUUGCAAAAACAUCUGUUUAAUGGAAAGUGGAGUAAAGUUAUUUCAAACAAAAUUAUUGUCACGCUUGUCACACAAGGUUUGCCGUCUUCUCAGUUCCUCUCCUAUCCUGUUGCGUAAGUUCACUAAUAUAAUAAUUGCAAAAAACAGAGUUUUAUAACCAUUUACUCAUGCGGUUUACCUUCUUGUUUUUUGAACAAUAGUCAGUGUUUUCAGAGAAGAAAAAGUGCCAAGAGGAAUGAAAAAAGUUUUUAAAAAACAGCCUCCUCUUAUCAUGAUCACUUAUUAAGAAUACGCUCGAUUCUACUUUAUUUGCAGUUGUCAAGCUAUGCAGGACGUAAAGAAAAAAGUGAGCAAAGGAAAAUGCAGUCAUUAGACAGGCUACAUUAG
Porites lobata is the source of this 1122-nucleotide messenger RNA. Lineage: Eukaryota; Metazoa; Cnidaria; Anthozoa; Scleractinia; Poritidae. The record is from the annotation of a GenBank genome assembly.